This is a messenger RNA of Eucalyptus grandis, 4651 nucleotides long. Its product is annotated as disease resistance protein RUN1-like. Gene Ontology annotation, molecular function: ADP binding. The transcript has 7 exons. Gene Ontology annotation, biological process: defense response; signal transduction. Bases 86 to 3613 code for a protein of 1175 amino acids. The record is from RefSeq and is a predicted model, not a curated record. Lineage: Eukaryota; Viridiplantae; Streptophyta; Magnoliopsida; Myrtales; Myrtaceae.
UAUACAAAAUCUCAGCUCAGUUUUGAGCACUCAUUUUUUUCUCUUUAGGGAAGAGAGAGAUCUAGAAGUAAUAAGCUUCCUAGCCAUGAUAAACUCAGAGGGUGGAUUGAGUAGUGAUGAUGCACGAGCAGCGGGAGGUGAAUACCAAGUGUUCUUGAGUUUCAGAGGACCCGACACCCGUCAUGGAUUCACAGACUUCCUUUACCACGACUUGGUAGAUGCUGGAGUUCGUGUAUUCAGGGAUGAAGAUGAUCUUCGCGUCGGCGAAAUGAUUGGUGGGAACCUUCUACGUGCCAUCAACAACUCCCUAAUUUACAUCCCCAUCUUCUCUCGGACGUAUGCCUCUAGUAAAUGGUGCCUCCGUGAGCUUGCACACAUAGUAGACAACGUAUCUAAGUCAGUGGGUAAAAAGAGUAUACUUCCCAUCUUUCUCGACGUGGAACCUGAGGAUGUUAAGCUUAAGACUCGACGGUAUAGGAAAGCCUUUUUGAAGCACGAGAAGGAGUUUCCUAACGAAGUCGAGGCAUGGAAAAGAGCUCUUGCAGAGAUAGAUGAAAUCAAGGGAUGGAACAUGAAAAAGGACCAAGGCCAAGCAGCAAUGGUCAAAUUGGUCGUUGAAAAGGUUUUGGAAAAGUUGGAGGUAAAACAAAAAUCAGUGCCUGGACAUUUAGUUAGUCUUGAUGAUCAGAUAAAAGAAUUGAAAAUGUUAUUAGAUGUCGACCAGCCUGAUGUGCGACUUAUUGGAAUUUAUGGAAUGGGUGGUAUCGGUAAAACAACUGUUGCCAAGAUUAUCUUCAAUCAACUAUCUUCCCAAUUUGGAAAGUGUUGUAGCUUCCUUGAGGACAUUCGAGAAAGCUCAUUAACCAAGGAGGGCAUGGUCCAAUUGCAGAAGAAAUUACUAUCCGACAUUGUUGGUUCUAGAUCUGCAGAAAAAUUUGAGGAUAUUGAACAAGGAAUGCGGAGGAUUGGAGAAACACUCCACACUAAGGUCUUAGUGGUUUUGGAUGAUGUUGAUAAUAAAGAGCACAUUAAGAAACUAAUAGGAAAUAAUUCUUUACAUUCAGGAUCUAGAAUAAUCAUUACAACAAGAAACACGGCGAUUUUGCAAGUUGAGGGAUUUAAAGGUGAAAUUCUACAAUAUGAGAUACUAAAGAUGGAUUAUGGUCCUGCACUUCAGCUUUUUUGCCGGCAUGCCUUUGGUAGAGACUCUACUUCUGAUGAUUAUCAUGGGCUUUCAAAUGAAAUUGUCACAAGUACAGGAGGGCUUCCUUUGGCCAUUGAAGUGAUAGGUUCAUUGCUUAAUGGGAAAAACAAAGCAUUUUGGGAAGAGACAUCGAUCAGGUUAAGAAGUGUACCGGAGAAAGAGAUUCUAAAGAAGCUUAGAAUUAGCUAUGAUGACCUAGACGAAUAUCAACAACAAAUUUUUCUUGAUAUAGCAUGCUUCUUUUUUAAUGAGAAUAAGACCAAUGCAAUUUACAUGUGGGCUGAUUGUCAAUUUUACCCUGAAAGAGCAAUUGAUGUCCUUACCUGCAGAUGCUUGAUAAAAAUAUUAGACAAUGAUAAGUUUUGGAUGCAUGGUCAACUAAUAGACUUGGGAAGGCACAUUGUUCGUCAAGAAAGUCUAAGUGACCUUGGAAAGCGGAGCAGGUUAUGGAUUGCAAAAGAGGCCUAUGAUAUCAUAAGAAGUGAAGAGAGGAAGGACAAGGUUCAAGCACUUGAGAUAGAUGGACUAGAAGAUUACAUAGAGAUUACAAAUGAACAGUUUGAAAGGUUACAAAGCCUAAGAUUCCUCAAGUUAGGCUUUGGAACUUUUGUUGGGGAUUUUGCAAGUUGCCAUUCAAAGUUGAGAUGGAUUUCUUGGUAUUCUCCUCAUGAUGAUUUUAGGGCGGACAAUAUGUAUUUCGAUCAUCUUCUUGUUUUCAAACUUGAAGAUAAUAGCGUCACAGAUGAUUCGAAAGCUUGGGACUUGAUCAAGAGAGCACGAAAUUUGAAAGUUCUAUCUCUUACGUGGUGUUUAGGCAUAACGACAAUCCCAGACUUCUCUAAAUGCUUGGGUUUAGAGAGUUUGACUCUUGCACAUUGUUACAACCUGAAGAGAAUUGAAAGCUUCAUUAGAGACCUACAAUCAUUGAUUGUAUUAGAGAUUGAAGGGUGCAUGGAUCUUAUAGACUUGCCUAAAGAAGUGGGGUCACUAGUGAAGCUCAAACGCUUCUCAUUGGAGGGAUGCUUUGGUUUGAGAGAACUUCCAGUCUCGCUUGGGAAUUUAACCUCAUUGAUAGAAUUAAACUUAUCGCAUACAACCAUUGCUAGAAUUCCAAACUCCAUCCAAAGACUAGUGAAACUUGAGUCUUUUCUUUUAACACACACGAGAAUAAGGGAACUUCCCAACUUCAUUGGAGAGUUAAAAUCAUUACGCAUACUACAUUUAUCAAGAAAAGGAUCAUAUUCUAUGAUGAAUCAUGUUUGGCAGUUACCUAGUGGCAUCAUUAUGUUGAAAAAUCUUGAAGAGCUAGAUCUCUCAGGGCGUUCUGAAAUGAAAGGUGAAAUUCCUAUUGGAAUUGGAGAGUUGUCAUCUUUAAGACUCCUAGAUUUAAAGCACACCUAUAUUUGCGGAAUUCCAAGGACAAUCAACAAGCUUUGUCACCUCCAAACACUAGACUUAAGAGGUUGUCAUAAGAUUCAAAUAUUGCCAGAGCUUCCCACAAGUUUGACCUGUCUACUUCUUGAAUCUCAAUCAUUGCUCUCGGUCCCUAAUAUGUUGAACCUUACUAAUUUGGUUGAACUACUAAUAAGUGAUGGCUCAGACGAUAUAGGUAAAUCAAACCUAAUCAUUAAAUGCGACUUAAGGUGGAUUGGAAGGAUAUCUAGACUAAAAAAGUUACAUUUACAUUUGUUCAACGUCCUUGCACCUCCAGAGUUGGCUUCUCUUUCUAAUUUGGAAGAGCUUACUUUGUCUCGUCUAGACCUAGAAAAGCUUGUGCACCUUCCACCAUCUCUACUAAGAUUGAAUUUACCAUUCUUCAGCAUCAAGUGGGCAGAGUUGCUUCACUCCUACUUGAGAUUGAGAAAUUUGUCAAAUUUAGAGUUCCAUCGUGGUGAAGUGGAAGACAUUCCACUCGAUGGACUUCCACGACUAGAGAGCUUAACUAUUGAUGGUUGUAAACUGCUUCAGAGAUUAUCCAUUCCUUUGGAAUUGAGGAUGCUACGACAAACGUAUGUGUCAGAUUGUCCAAAGCUACUUGAGAUACAAGUUGAGGGUCUUUCAAAAUCAUUGGAAUCUUUUUGCACCACGGGGUGCAAAUCUCUUAGAAGAAUAGGUGGAUUAUCAUACUUGAAGAACUUGGAGGAAUUGGUAAUCCAGCGUUGCAAUGCACUUACUACCAUUGAGGGCCUUCACGAGCUAGAGUCUCUGAAAUCCUUGUAUGUUAGAGGAUGCACCUCAUUGAGAAAGUUGAUUGAUGCAUCUUGCACAAGUAUACCGGAUGAUUGCCUUGUCCAAAUACAGGGCUGUGGAGACCUCAUCAAGGAUUCUAGUCAGAGCUACCCAUUUGGAAUCUCUUGGAAGCGUUACAGAGAGGAGAUUCUUCUAAAUACAUCAAACAAGAAAGGAUAAUAUAUUGAUAAAAGCGUCACGUGGGAAAGAAAGAGCAACCCUGAGCAAGGGCAUCUUUACAGAGGAUAUCGAGCAUGACUUGGGGAGGGGAAACAAACCAAGCGGAAGAAAGGGAUCCUCGGCCGUGGGCCUUUGCUGCCCAAUCGGCUAGGGCAUUAGCCUCCCGACGGCAGUGCUGUAGAUGGAGAUGAGAGAAGCGUCGAAGGAGAUCGAAGCAUUCGGCGAAGAGGGCGCGGCACUCCCACGGCGGCAGGUGGCACCGAUUUAGGGUUUCAACGAGGACGAUGCUGUCGAACUCCACAACCAGGUGAGAAUCUGUUAACUCCUGCUGAAUCAAAUCAUCGAGAGAAAAAAUUAACGCCUGGAUCUCGGUCUCGAGAGCAAAGGAGGCAGAGACAAAGCGUGUGAUUCCUCCAAGCAAUCUACCCGAGUGGUCGCGGGCAAUACUAGCGAUCGAGCCUCUGUGAGUCGCCGUGGGGAAGGAGCCGUCCAGAUUAAUCUUCAACGUGCCCUGCCGGGGGGGGGGGUUGCCAAGACCAAUUAGGGCUCAGCCAAGAGGAAUGGCCCUUGAAAUCCUUGAGAUGGACUCGUUUCUGGAGAGAGGCUAGAGCAAAAGCAGAGUCAACAAUGUUAUCUGGGGACAUUCGAAAGCAGCUAAAGACGAAAUGGUUCCGCGCCUUCCAGAUUUCCCAAAGAAGGCUCGCAACCUGCUCAAAAUCUGGGUUUGGAAGCUUGGGGAUUAGCGAGAUGGAGGUCCUGUUUAUGUCUGCGGGCAGCACUCCUGAACUGAAGAAGGUGUGAACCAUACUAUAAACGUCCUUCUGAAUGAUAUCCCAGUGGUGGUGGUAGAAGAGGCCAUUCAAGCUGUCGGGACCCGGGGCAUUGGUUGCGCCCAGCUGAAAGGUAGCCUGUUUUACCUCGUCCCGUGUUGGUUGGUGCAUUGCUGAAGCUGUUGCUGAAGGAGAUCAAGUUGACGAUUGCCCGCUUUGAAUUUAUGGCUACUCCACCGCGACAAGACCGCCGAGGUAGCCCGGAGCU